This is a messenger RNA of Gadus macrocephalus (Pacific cod), 9928 nucleotides long. It is a transcript of the gene odad2, whose product is annotated as outer dynein arm docking complex subunit 2. Gene Ontology annotation, molecular function: protein binding. Lineage: Eukaryota; Metazoa; Chordata; Actinopteri; Gadiformes; Gadidae. The transcript has 22 exons. The record is from RefSeq and is a predicted model, not a curated record. Bases 120 to 3449 code for a protein of 1109 amino acids.
UAGCAACCGGUAGCGUUUGGUUUCUAUAGCAACUACAGCCCAGCUGGUUGGUAGCAUAGCUGUUAGCAGCAUUUGCAUCCAAGGACAACUUGAAAUACCAGAGAACUCCAACCGAUGCGAUGGGGGCAUCACUGACCAGGGCCGCUCAGUGGACCACGGCCAGCUCUGGUAGUACUGGCAAACUGGAGACCACUCCAAUCAAUGAGUCGUUGUUGAAAGACAUCCUGCACUUUGUGGAGCAGUUUGGCCUCAGGCAUCCACAGGAGGCAGCUCACGUGUUUGAAGAGCCACUGCAGUGGACUUGCACCUUAGUGGCAUCUGAUUUCAAUACCGACUACGACAUCAGCCAUGCCGAUGUACGGUCCCAGGAAAACGACUGCAAAGGUCACCCCCUGCUCCGGCUUUCCCCCCCGACCGUAGCAGUGGGGAGCUUCAGCCAGCUCUCUAAGCUGGUGCAGCUGGCCGGGGAUAGGGGGCUGACGGAGGUCGCAGCCUGUCUGGAAGCAAACCGAGAUCUGGUGGUGAAAGUCCUGGGUUCCAGCCUCGCCACGGUCCUGGAAGGAGGCGCAGACACGUCGGCGCCGGAGCUGGUGGAGAAGCUGAAGGCAGAGGGCCCAGAGCAGGCCCAGGACUCUGAGGUCAAGGUGCAGCUCUUCCUCCUGCUCCAACAGCUAGACAACCAGCUCAUCAGCAAGGCCCUCACAGACUUCUCCAAAGAAGUGGGAGUCAGGCCGUGGGCUGUGAAGAAUGAGGUGAAGCUGUUGAAAGGCUUCUGCAGCGAGGGAAACAAGCGAGUGUUGAAGUCUGUUCGAUACACAUCAGAUUAUGAAUUUUCCAAUGGCUGUCGCAGCCCGCCGUGGAGGCAGGUGCACGGGGAGAUUUGUUACCUGGUGGUGGAGCCCUGCGAUAAGGAUCCUCUCCACGUCACCUGCAGCAAGGCCGGAGUCUUCCUCAACCAGGGUUUAAAACAGGCGGCGGAGACGGAGGACAUCUACACCAAGACGAGUGACACAUACGCAGACCUGUCGAUGCUGCUGAAGAGCCGCUCCCCUCACUUUGCCGAGAACUUCAACAGUCGGGAUUCUGCAGUUCAAGAAAGGCUUCCAUCAACACAAAAGGUCCAACAUGUGGAACCGGUUGGUGUGGAGGAACAAGGCCAACCCCAGAGGUCUUGCAAGCAUCAGAAGAAGAAUGCGCCCAAGAUGGCGAGACGGCAAGAGCACGCGGUGAACACGACGAGCAGCAAGAAGAAAUUGGAACCAUCCCUCAAAUGGAAGAAUCUCGGCCUCACGGCUCCCUUUGACGAAGCGCAGCAGAGGAAACCCAGUAAGGGCACUGGGAGGGAGAGGGCCGGCGAGACGCAGGAGAAGAUCCUGAGAUCCACCAAGGGCAACUUCUCCGUGGCCUCCCUACCCGGGCACCAGAAAACUGAAGCAGAGCAGAAGAAACCCAGUAAGGGAUCUGGAAAGGGGAGGGCGGGCGAGACGCAGGAGAAGAUGCUGAGGUCGGAGAGCAAGAGGAAGGCCAACUUCUCCUUGGCCUCCCUACCGGCGCACCAGUCCUCCCAGAGAAGUAAGACAGAGGAGCUCUUCAGCGAGAGCUCCUCGGAGAGCGAGGAAGACGAGGAGCAGCCAGACCGCCGGCCCAAGAGCAACAUGGACCUUCCCUCCGAAUACUGGCAGAUCCAGAAACUGGUCAAGUACCUCAAGCGUGGCGACCAGACGGCCACUGUGAUUGCUCUGUGCUGCAUGAUGGACUUCAACUUGGCGCAGGAGACGUGCCAAAUGGCCAUCCGGGACGUAGGUGGCCUGGAGGUGCUCAUUAACUUGCUGGACACAGAAGAAAUCAGAUGCCAAAUCGGUUCGCUGAAGAUCCUGAGGAAGAUCAGCCAGAACUCCCAGAUUCGCCGCGCCAUCGCGGACCUGGGCGGCCUCCAGACCAUGGUGAAGAUCCUGGACUCCCCCGUGGUGGAGCUCAAGGCCCUGGCUGCUGAGACCAUCGCCAACGUGGCCCGCUUCCGAAGGGCCCGCCGGACCGUCAGGCAGUACGGAGGCAUCAAGAGGCUGGUGGAGCUGCUGGACUGCGCCCCCGACGCGGCCACCCUCAGCGAGGAGCAGGAGAAGGAGGUGGAGGCGGCGCGCUGCGGGGCCCUGGCGCUGUGGAGCUGCAGCAAGAGCACCCGCAACAAGGAGGCCAUCCGGCAGGCGGGAGGGGUGCCGCUGCUGGCCCGGCUGCUCAAGUCCCCCCACGAGAACCUGCUCAUCCCCGUGGUGGGCACCCUGCAGGAGUGCGCCUCGGAGGGCAGCUACAGGGUUGCGAUUCACAGCGAGGGCAUGGUGAAGGACCUGGUGACCAACCUGAACCGGGACAAUGAGGAGCUCCAGAUGCACUGUGCCAGCGCCAUCUUCAAGUGUGCCGAGGAAAAGCAAACCCGGGACCUGGUGCGUCAGUACCAGGGCCUGAAGCCACUGGUGUCCCUGCUGAGCAAGGCCGACAACAAACAGCUGCUGGCCGCCACCACUGGGGCCAUCUGGAAGUGUUCCAUCAGCAUCGAGAACGUGGCUAAGUUCCAGGAGUACCAGACACUGGAUAUCUUGGUGGGCCUGCUGACGGACCAGCCAGAGGAGGUGCUGGUCAACGUGGUGGGGGCUCUGGGGGAGUGUGCCCAGGGCGCUGCCAACAGGGUCACCAUCCGCAAGAGUGGCGGCAUCCAGCCUCUGGUGAACCUGCUCACGGGAACCAACCAGGCACUGCUUGUGAACGUGACCAGGGCGGUGGGGGCCUGCGCUGCAGAUCUAGAUACCAUGGCGAUCAUCGACAAACUGGACGGCGUGCGUCUCCUCUGGUCCCUGCUGAAGAACCCUGGGGUGGAGGUGCAGGCCAGCGCUGCCUGGGCCAUCUGCCCGUGCAUCCAGAACACAAAGUACGCAGGGGAAAUGGUGCGCUCCUUCGUCGGCGGCAUGGAACUGAUUGUCAAUCUGCUGAAGUCAACAAACAAAGAAGUGCUGGCGAGCGCCUGCGCUGCCAUCACCAAGAUCGCCAUAGACAAGGAGAACCUGGCAGUGAUCACGGACUACGGGGUCGUCCCCAUGCUGGCCAACCUGACGAACACAACCGAUGACAGGCUCCGUCGCCACCUGGCCGAGGCCAUCGCCGGCUGCUGCAUGUGGGUGAGCAACAUCGAGUCGUUCGGGGAGGUGAGGGCCGUGGCCCCCCUAGUGCGCUACCUCAAGUCCCAGGACCUCGCCGUGCACCGGGCCACGGCCGAGGCGCUGUUCCAGCUGUCCAAGAGCCCCAACAACUGCAUCACCAUGCACGAGAGCGGAGUGGUGAAGCCCCUUCUGGUGAUGAUUGGCUCCACGGACGACGUGCUCCAAGAGGCCGCCGCCGGAUGCCUGGGCAACAUCCGUCGACUGUUCCUGGCCUACGACAAAGCACGCUACGGUUAACCCCCCCACCGACCCCCACCAUCCCACCACCCCCACCCCCCAGGCGACGGCGAGCCACACCCGGGACAGUGAGGCGGUCAGGGGGGUUUGGGGUGGAGGAGUGGGGAGUGGGACGGGGGGGGGGCGGGGAGCAGGGGUUGCUGGCUGAUUAUUGAACAAAUAAAUCCGCCCCAGAUCCCCGUUCCAUCUGAAGCCCCGAGCAGCUUUCUUUCACUCCGUCUUAUUUUGGGCCGCCGGAGUGUUUCAAGUCAAAUAUUGUGACACGCGAUGAGCGCGUAUUUAUGUUUCUUCUGCUUCCGUCGGGGGGCUGGGGGCUUUUAUCUGAAGCGCCGCGCACACGUCAAUUAUUUCAUCAGUCUCUUAUACAAACAAUUUCUUGGAAACCAUCUUCUUCUGCUCCUUCUACUUCACCCCCUCCUCCUCCUCCUCUUUCUUUGCUGUCUGUCUCCUUCUUGGAGCUUUUGGACGGUGAAAAUAAAUACAUAACUUUUCAGUUUGCUCCGGUGCCAAAUCCCUUCUGCGCUUUUCGAAGAGCGGUAUCGGUUCAGGGCAUGUUCUCUGCGGUCAACAUUCUCUGAUGCAAUUUGCUAAAUCCAAACAAGAUCUGAAUCUUUUCUUUUUUUUUUAAGGUUCGCUUAUUGCUUCCUCUUCCACAUCUACCUCUUGGAACAGCAGACAAUGAAUACGAGUGGUUUGGUUUCGAUAUGCUCAUAGGCAACUCAAACGAGUUACGUCGCUCAACCUAACAGCCCGUUGUUUGCGUGUUGACACUGGGAAUCUACACUGAUUGGGAUCGUAUGAAUUGUUUGAAGUCAAAAUUGAUAAUUUCAAAGCAUAUUAAAAAAUAUAUAUAUUCUUCUUGGUUACAAUAUAUAUAAUAUUAGCUACAUUCUCAUUUUGGCUAUAGGGUGCAAAUAAUAUUUUAUGUUCCUAUUUUGUUUAUUCAGGACCAACUCUGGAUUUUCCCAGUAGUCAUAAACAAUAUAUCAAGAUUUUGAGGAAGAAUUGAGCACUGUUUCCUUUUUUGUUUUGGAAAGCAUUAACUGUUCUGUUUUCAAUUGUAACUUAUAAAGGAUAUUAAUAGUUGUUCUCUCUGUUUACAAUAGACAUUUCCAUGAAUGUCAUCUAAUCAUGACUCUGUGCAUGUGUUUUUAACAUUUGUGUGCAUUUGUGUGUAUGUGUGUGUGUAUUUGUGUGUAUGCGUGUGUGUGGAUGCAUGUGUGUGUAAAUCCGUGUGUAUGCGUGUGUGUGUGUGUGUGUGUGUGUGUGUGUGUGUGUGUGUGUGUGUGUGUGUGUGUGUGUGUGUGUGUGUGUGAAUCUGUGUGGGUGUGUGUGUGUGUGUGUACUUGUGUGUGUAUGUGCGCAUGUAUUUGUUAUUUCAUAUAGGAGUGCAGCUGAGCAGAGUGUGUCUAGACAAUGCCUUUUGUCCACUUUAUUUGUUAAGUCAAAACAGCCCACGUCGGGCUCCGCUGUUUCACGGCAGAUUGCCCCAGAGGCUGCUGGUCCUAACCACUGUCAGCAGCACCGUCACCCCCUUUUGUAUCUCUGCAUGUGUUGCCUGCUUCUCAGAUUCCACUGUCCUGGUCCCAAUUAGCCUAGCGGCUUAGCACUCAGCCACACAGAGAAUGCCACAGCAUCUCGACAGGACUUUCAUCAUUACCAUCGACCACGUGCUAAUAUCAAAACAUUAUUAGCAAAUAAGCAAAUCGUCCAAACAGCUGCUGGUACCAGAGGGUCAAAGUGAGGGCAACGAUAGAGCCGUACGGAUGAGGAAACCUCAGCGAGAUGACUAAUAAAUAGAGAAAUAUACUGGCACACUCCAAAACAGCCGUCUAGCUAGAGCUCAAAGGCAGCCACUGUCUCCAGACUGCUCUGAGCUAAGAAAUCCAUUAUGAUUAAUGGCCAUUUAAUUCUGCGAAACAUGUUUUAUGGCCACAAAAACAUGCCGUACGUCAAAACAGAUUUUUAGGGAAAUCUUUCAAUGAAAAGCAUUUGGUAAGCCUAACAAGCAAAGGAAAGCCGUUAUCAUAAUUAGCUUCUCGUCUCUGUUUAAUCUCUUUCUGGUUCUAUCCCUCUGGCCUCUGUCAGCAUUUUUAUUUCACUUUCUGCAUCCUCGCGACUCCUCACGUCUUCCCCUUGUGUUUGUUUUGCAGUGGUUUGAUCCGUGACCGUAUGGGGGCACAUAUUAAUAACCUGUUGACUUAGCGAUCCGACAAACGACGUACCGCUCCGUCAAAGUGUGACCCAUACGCAAUGCGCUACUGCACGCCAUGUUUUCGCUGUCGGUCACCCAGGCUCAGAGGCUCCGUCCGCUGGGCUUCAUACCCUGGUCUUCAUCCACCCAGCUUACAGAGAGAGAGACGUAUCCUUCUCCGUAAUGGCUUCCCGGUGUACGUAGCUGUUGCGCCACACUUGAUUUACAGUUGGAAAGAAAGCCGUCUGCUUGUUGUCACGAGGAACCGCUGCUGCACCUCACUCACCCAGUCCCUGCGUGGCUUCUCGGGACGGCCUGUGCCUCGUGGAAGUGGCGAGUGGGGUGUUUUUUUCUUUUUCAGAGGAGACUAACCCUAACCCUCUGGCCCAUCGGUCAUGAAGCCACAGUUGAGCCGCAAUCCCUCCUGAGAAGGAAAACUGCAACUUUAUUUCCUUGCCCGGGUCGGGACAGGGGACAUUAUUCAUUGGGAAAUAAGAGGUUGUGCCUCCACGCCUCGGCAGCGACGGCAAUUACAUCCGACUGCGUCCUUUCUAGUUUGCGUCAGACUUCCAGAAGCUUCCCUCGGGCUCAAGGGAGGGGACGGAAAUGGUUGAGGGAUAUCCCCGGGUUGUGUUUUCGUCGGGAGUCGUGUAGACCUUGGCAUCUGGCUACCACUCCUAUGUACGGUAUAGGAAAUGGUAUAGCUCUCCCCGUUGACCCGACCUUCAACCCAGCGUGCAGACACCGCGUUGAUGGACACGCCCUGGCUCUUAAUUACGCAUUUUAAGAAGAUUUAUGAAUGGAAAUGUGGUAUUCCCCGCAUUCCCUUGUCCAGAGUGAGGUGGACAAAAUAACACGAUUUAUAUCACUUGUUUCUUUUUAUGGACACUCACCACUUCAAUAAACCGGCUGGAGUAUCAUGAUACUGGCUCAAUUGUUCAAAAGCUUUGCCUGUUGUUUGAGGUAUUAUGUUUUAUUAUUAAAGAUCCCACAGAUCCCAAGCCGCCCUGUGGAAACUUUAAAUAAAGGAGACUAAUAAACAGUAAAAAUCUGCUGCCAAAUAUUAUAAGUGGCUCUGUGCCCCCUUCUCCCCCUCCACCCCCCUGUGUCAAAGUCCAUUUUUUUACACAAAAAUCACAAGCUGUUGCACAGGAGUAGCCUCAAGUCUCAACCUGCCUCUAUUGGUCUGCCUGUGAUGCUGCCAUUAUAAACAUGCGUGUUCACAAGGGCCCCACAGAGUCCCAUCCAAACAGAAAGCGGAGCCGGGGACCCUGUACACGGGGGCCAGGGGCUGAACACAGCGUCUCUUCUCCAGACUGCAAAUUAGUUUAAUAUCAUUAGGCCCUUGCUCACACAACCAGGGUCUGUGGGUGUGAUGGCCGCGUGGAGCGAGGUGCCCGCUGAUACUCCCUGCUACAGCACCCCCGCCUGACCCCAAAUAGCAUGACCCGUCGUACUAUUAAAUAUUGUUUAUGACUAUUUAAUAUGAAAUAUUAUUAAAUAUAUUAUGUAAUAUUUACUACACUUAUUUUAAAGGCUCUCAGAGCUCCUAAUGAAUUUUGACGUUAUCGUCUAUCGAUAACGAGUGAGCAAGCACCACAAGGUGUAGUAUCAAGUUUUUUGUGAGGUAAGAGUAGUGUCUGCAUAUAGCUCUCAGGUUAUUAAUAUUACCUAUAUUGGUCUUGACAGCCGUGGUUAUGUCCAGGGCUCACAAAGCUCUGUGGCUGUCUUGGUUCUUUUUGGGAAGAAGUUUUUUACCUGCAGGAACCACAGAGUGGAGAAAGCACUAUUAUAAGAACCUGAGAUGUACAGAGGAUUGAUGGUGUUGCCUUCAAACGAAAAAGGGGAAGCUGGUGUUUCCUUCCGUAAACGUAUGAAUUCAGUUGCAGAAUAAAUAGAGCUUUUCUCCCACACUCUGACUGAGUGAAACCAGUUGAAUGUGAUGGAUGGUUGUUAAAUGUUGGGGCUAAUUUCAAAGUGCGAUAGACCUCAGCCACUCGUCAUUCUUAAAAACUCAGCCUUGGCGUGAAAUUAGGGUAUGAGGUCAUCUGAGAUGUAUUCUUCCAGAAGUGACAAUACUUUUUAAGACAGAUUAUGGGCUUUACUUUUAACAUAUGCGUAUGGCAUAUAGGGGGAGGAAUUCGAAUACCCAUGCAUUUGCAGAGAAGACCUUAUAAUAGGAGUCUUGGAAGUCUUAGAAAACUCAUAAAUACAGUCCUUCACACGUUGGACAGGGAUGACUUGGCUCGGGCUCUCUCUCCUCACAGCUGCGAGCCAUACGACCGGCCUCUGUGUUUCUCUCCGAUGUGUUGUGAACCAACCGGAGACAUUCCACAGAGAAAUGAUCUGACCCCGGUCGUUUACCUUGGGAUCAUUUCGCCAGGCAGAUCGUGGCUCCGUGCACCCAAGAGAAUGAGACGUGAUGCAACGCAGGAGAGCGGUGCCAAAUUAACAAAUCAUCAGCGAGGCCCGUAAAAGUAAAAAAGCUGAUGGCGUGCUGGUACCACUGACAGGUGCGAGAUCCAGUUUCUCUCUCUGCAUAAUAGGAGAAAUAUGAAAGUGAUCGACAGCUAAAUUGUUCCAAUUGGGAUUUUCCAGCUCAUCAUGGAGUGACAUCACCAAUCUCUACCCCUCAGCUUGGCUGUUUUUACUCCCGCUAUGAGUCUGACAUUAAAAAAUAUCCUUUUCCUUAUACGCAACCAGCCCUACCCCUCCACCCCUCCCCGCCUUUCGCUGCAACCGUCAGUCCUGGUCCAGCCUUGCGCCGUCUGUCUGUUUGACUGAGCGCUCCCAAAUACUUCAGAGCUUCGCAAACCAUCUGCUCGCAAAAAGAAAAAUACCUGAAAAGUCAUCGGCCACAGAUUGCCCAGGCAGAGGUAUAGAGGCGAUGACACAUGGUUAACUGAAACACUUUGCAGAGGGGUUUUCACGCUGGCAUAACAAAUGACCGAUUCAACGUUGCCUAUUUGUUAUUCUUCCUUGUGAGUGAGCUGCUUUUGGAUGGAAUAUUUUACACAAAAUAAAUCUGUGUGUCUGAUUUAGCGCGACUUGGACCCGCAUUGCAUGAAAACAUAGCGUCAACUUUUAAAUUGAAACAGUGUCCAGCGACCGUUGUAUUCAUCAGGGCCAUUCUAAUAACUGGAUGUGAACACUGCCAUCUGGAUAAUGUAGUCUGUGCCAUUAAGGAGUCAUCUGUGUGCAUCAAGUAGUCAUCUGUGUAUUCUGGGGAAGACAUAUUUAGACGGACAAGAGUUAAAAGAAUUCAAAAGUGCUCCAAGUUACAAUUACGCUCCACUGUAAUUUCUCCUAGCAGCUUUUAAUGGCAAUCCUGCCUCCGUUUUGAUUACUCAAAGUAGUAGGCCUAAUGCAAGUUUAUAGUUUCUGAUUAGUGUCAUAAAUGUUUAAAACCCUUGUUUAAAAAGUAGAAAAUGGCAGAACUAGUGGAUUCGCUGCUCGGCUACAAUAUCUGCUCACAUUUUCCAGCAAAUCAUUCAAACAAAUAUGUCUGUGGCUUUAAAAAGGGCCCUGCAAUGUAAUUCAGACUUGGUUUGCUGGGCAAAUGAUAUCCAACUCUGGUGUGAAAAUGUCAGUUAAAAUAUGAGGUAGAAUUACAGUUAUGGAGACUUGGGCUGAGGAACUCAUUUAGAGUGUAAUUGUUCAAAGGGUUGACCAAACAUUUCAAGUCAAGUAAUAGCCCCGUUUUUGGAGAAGUGCUUUGAUUAUACCCUUAGGCAAAUUGGGCGUGUUCCUUGCAUGCAUUUGAUGAUGACAGCUCCAAAGUAGGUAUAUUGUAGCUGAAACAAAAUGUAAUUGACUGUAUUUGUGGACCACACAGGAAUGAGCUCACAAAGAAUAUAUUCAGAGCAUUUCUUCCAAGUCUAUACUUCCACUUCUGUCCUCCUGGGUUCUGAUUGAAAGCACAACUGCUCCUUGACAUGUUCUCGGCGUUGUUUGUUUUAGACGAGGCCAUCGCUUUUUCCAGGAGAAAACAAACAAACAAAGAGAGCACUAAUAAAUAAAACCCCAGUUACACAUCGCUGUCAGGCUCCGUCCGUCUCAGAGUUGGAAAAAGUCCACGGAGAGGGGCGGAGGAUGGAUGAAUGAAUGCCUCAAAUAUUUACACAUGUUUUUGGUGAAAAGUAUUUCUCACUGUUAAUCAUCCAAACAAAUCACACAGUUCCCCCCUAAAACUUCUCAAACUGAAUUAGAGGAUAAUGGAGUAAAAAAAAAAAAAAGGUAUGAAUUCUUUGUAGAAAUGCAAUCGAACAUACUGUGUGUUGAAAGA